Molecule: messenger RNA, 824 nt
Organism: Quercus robur (English oak)
Lineage: Eukaryota; Viridiplantae; Streptophyta; Magnoliopsida; Fagales; Fagaceae
Product: phloretin 4'-O-glucosyltransferase-like
Exons: 2
Coding region: 188-760 (190 amino acids)
Source: RefSeq, a predicted model, not a curated record
UUUAUCAUGUAUACAAUUGUGAUAAAAAUUGUGACUUAGAAGCUAAAAGUUUUUGCUCCAUUUUUAAGCCUUGCCCAUCCUCUUAUACAUUGAUCCAUCUAUAUAAAUCUCACAUAUCUCAAGUACAAAACAACUAUUCUAUUUUUUGUUUAGAAUAUUCAAAACCCAUAUCAAUUAUCAAAUAAUCAUGUUGAAGCACCAGCAAAGCCAAUUUGUUAUAGUCACAUAUCCUGCACAAGGCCAUAUAAACCCUGCCUUCCAAUUCGCAGAGCGCCUCAUUCGCUUGGGAGUGCAUGUCACCUUCUUCACCACUGUUGGCGCCCACCAUCGAGGCAUGAUCAAAAGCCCUCCUCUUGUCGGCUUGUCGUUCGCCACCUUUUCUGACGGCUAUGAUGACGGACUUGUACCUAUGGAAGAUGCCCAAAAACGAGGGGAUCAGCUCAAGCGCAAUGGCUCCAAAGCUCUCAUUGACCUCAUUGUCUCCGACGCCAAUAAACAGUGCAUAGUCUACACAACGUUUCUACCUUGGGUUGCUGACGUGGCUCGUGAGCUUCAUCUUCCUUCCGCCCUUCCUUGGAUUCAGCCUGCAAUGGUUUUUGACAUAUAUUACUAUUACUACAAUGGUUUUGCCGAUGUUAUUGGGAACGACAGCGAUGACCGGCCCUCCUGUUCGAUACAGUUACCAGUUGGACCGCUAGUUCCAUAUGCUAUUUUGGAUGGAAGAGAUCCGUCUAAUGGCUCAACUCGAAGUCCAAAUUGAUGAGGUGCAACUUCGUCAGUCUCAGUAGGCAGAUGGAACUCCUCGUCGAUGCCUGGUCCUCUUA